Molecule: messenger RNA, 1757 nt
Organism: Salarias fasciatus (jewelled blenny)
Lineage: Eukaryota; Metazoa; Chordata; Actinopteri; Blenniiformes; Blenniidae
Exons: 3
Coding region: 87-947 (286 amino acids)
Molecular function (GO): protein binding
Source: RefSeq, a predicted model, not a curated record
ACUGGGAAACCCAUGACUUCCACUUUUUCCUCGGUAUGAAACCGAGCGCGGCGCGCGUCAGCAGGGCAGGCGGAUAAAAGGGCGUCAUGGUGCCUCGGGUCGCAGCAUUCACUGCCAGGGUCGGACCGGACUGCAUGACGCCUGCCAGGACUAUAAUAUCAAAAAUAACAACAACCGUGGAUGUAAAGCCGCCCCGGACCACAGGAGCUGUGCAACUCUUCAAGUUUGCGCUUUGCGCCAGUUUGUUCGUCAGUCUCGAGAGAGUCGCACCGUUUCUCCACGCGCAGACCGCCUCCUGCCGACGGAUGGAACCUCAGGGGAAGCAAGUGGACCCCGAGUCUCUGCACGAGCGCCGCCGGCGGAGACGCUGUCUGGACGUCUUCUUCACCGUGUCCAUCGUCUUCCUGUACGUGGCGAUGGCGGCGGUGACGGGCUGCGGGGUGAUGUUUGUGAUGAAGUCGGAGCCCAGCAGUCAGAAGUAUGACCUUCUGCGGGAGACACGACCUCAAACAUACCAGACGGAGAACUUUGUCUAUUUGGAAUCAAUUUCCGGCCAGCUGGAUUAUUCCUCCAACAUGCUACUGGCUGCAAUCCACUCUGGUGACGGAACAUCUGUCGGACGCAACUUUGAGUUUAACUCAAAAGUGCAUUCGCUGACCCCAAGACGGGAAGGAUACUACUUCAUGUACGUGACUCUCAAUGUCACCUGCACCGCCAACUGCACUAGAGGCCGACUCAGCGUGAAAGUGAACGAGAAGCUCACCUGCGAUGUGGAUCUUCCAUCGACAGAUCAGCUUCCAUCGAAAGAGAGAUCUGUGACGCAGAGGUGCUGGACUGUAACCCGGUUAGGUGUGGAGAAACUCAGCGCCCACAUAACACCAAGAGGGCUGCAGAACUGGAAACUGGAGAGCCAAGGCUCGGGACUUGGGAUGUUCCUCGUGGACUGACGUGUGUGCAGUGAUGCCGCUGCUGGGACUCGUGUAUUCUGGACAGAUACACUCCAGUUUGUUAUUUUUAAAGGUGUGAGCGGACGCUUACAGGCAGGUUCUGUCGGCAGCUUGCAAAGCUAUGAUGUUUUAUACAAACUGAAGGUGACUGAUGGGGAAAUGUUAAGUCGGAGCCUGGGAAGUUGCACUUAUAAUGAAAAUGGGACACAGACUACAGAGACAGUGUGUGUGUGUGUGUGUGUAUGUGAGUGUGUAUGUGUGUGUAUGUGUAAUAUAUUUAUUCUGGAGCACAUAAGUAUUUAUGUAUUUAUAACUAUUAUCCUCUUGAACUUUGCUGCGAUGCCACUACAUUGAUGCUAAUGUGCAAUAAACUGUUGUUUCACUCAGUAUUCACUGGCAGUUUCAGAGACAGGUUUCUUACAUGAAAUGUCAGAGUCAUCUAUCUAUUGUUUACAAAGUUUGUAAAUAUAAUUCUGCCCUGAAAUACACAAAAUCUUGAAAGAAAUUGCUCUCAGUGCAUCUGUAUUUGGUCAUUUAGACGAUUUUGUCUUUCUUUUUUUAAGCAAAUGAUAAGUAAAAACAAUGAGUAACGCUGUUUGAAAACAGCUUUCAAGGAAACAAAGUGAUUAAAAACUAUCUGAGUGGAAUGAGCACAUGAUCAGGAUGACUGUAUAUGCCUGUAAUGCGCCUCUUUGUUUCAUUUGUCAGAAACAAUGUCAGGACACUUUGUGAGAAAACAUUGUUCUGAAGAAAUAUGUAAGUCCUAUGGACAAACUAAUCACUGUUGAAUGUACGUUGUUAUCGUCCAUA